AAGAGCAAAAAUUAUUGAAAUUAAGUGACAGACAAUGGCCGAUAAAAUGGAGGUUGAGGAGACAGAGGACUUUCACGAUCUGGAUUUCAACGACGACGAGGCAUCUGGCAGCGGUUGCGGUGGCCAGUUAAAAGAGGAGCGCUUCGUGGUGAAGAAGUGGGUGGCGCACGCCUUGUGGUCGUGGGACGUGGCCGUGGACAACUGCGCCAUCUGCCGCAACCACAUCAUGAACCUGUGCAUCGAGUGCCAGGCGGAUCCGAACGCGAACCAGGACGAGUGCACCGUGGCCUGGGGCGAAUGCAACCAUGCCUUCCACUACCACUGCAUUGCCCGCUGGCUGAAGUCGCGCCUUGUCUGUCCGCUGGACAACAAGGAGUGGGUCUUCCAGAAGUACGGUCAUUAGAGAGGGAACUGGAUGACAGAUUUGGGUGUUCUGCUUGGUUAAAUUAAAACUAAAUUGGAGCUGA
Molecule: messenger RNA, 467 nt
Organism: Drosophila gunungcola (fruit fly)
Lineage: Eukaryota; Metazoa; Arthropoda; Insecta; Diptera; Drosophilidae
Gene: Roc1b
Product: RING-box protein 1B
Exons: 2
Coding region: 35-403 (122 amino acids)
Biological process (GO): ubiquitin-dependent protein catabolic process; protein ubiquitination
Cellular component (GO): nucleus; cullin-RING ubiquitin ligase complex
Molecular function (GO): ubiquitin protein ligase activity; cullin family protein binding; zinc ion binding
Source: RefSeq, a predicted model, not a curated record